CUUUAAAAUUAAUAAAUGUCUUAAAACUUCUGAAAUGCACCUUGUACACGCUGGCAUGGCUGUGUAGUAAGAAGCUUGAAAUUGAUCGGCAGGCGUCGUUGCUCCUCUCAUCAAUAUCAUAUUUUGUUAUUUCAUCUCAUUUGUGUCUAGCCCGCAUUGCUUCUAUCUUUGUACUGCCCUUGUGGCAAAUUUCAUGAAAUAAAGAAGCUUCCUUCUGCGCGUGUGUCGGGUUAUUUGCUGUCUGGAUUUUGUAAGAGUCGGACGUGGUUUUUUGUGUUGCUUAGAAGAUGUACUCAGACCUUGACGGGUCUGAGUUAUCAUCGGAAGAGGAGGAGCUGGUUAGGGCGGUCAUAAAGAUGGACGGAAAGUUGAAAAAAAAAGGAGUUUUGUUGAAGCCAUGGAGGUGAAGCGAAGGGAACUGGACUUGGCUGGUCUGAAGGAGUACAAGAAGAUAGCUCAGAAGGUGGGCGGCGACGUGAAGUUGUCGCCCCCCAAAGGAAUUAUGGAGAGGAAGGUGUACUCGUUGAAAGGAAAAAAAAGCAGAGCAGGUGGAGGCAGACGUGGAAAAGGCGCUGAGGGAACAAACAAAGGAGAUAACGUAAAUAACCAAAGGAAGAAGAUAUGGGACAAUGGUCGUCCAAUUUAGGACAGUAGAGGAAGCUGGCGUGUGUGGCGGUGAAAAUAGAGGAAGUAGUGCUUCUGCUCACAUACCUGAGAAGAAAGACUUCCAAGGUGAGGGUAGAAGCAAUUCCACCGGAUAUAGAAGUGACUUGGGUAGCGGCAGCCAUCCUUGUUGGAAGCGAGAAGAAGGUGGCUGUCCUCCAAGCCACAGAAACGGAAGGAGGGUGGAAAGGAAAGUCACUUGAACUCAUUAUUCAGACGGAGGAGGGUCAACUGGAGCACUUGGCAGUGACGGUGACUUUGGGGGAAAUCGUGUUGAGGGUGUGGGUAGAGGGCAGAGUACCACGUUGUUUUAAAUGUGGCCAAAAGGGCCACAUUAGAGCAUACUGCUCUCUACAGAGGACAAUGGCUGAGAAAACAGUUGUGGAGACGGAAGAGAAAAAGAGGAAGAAAAGACAGAUGGAGGAAAAGGAGGAAGAAUGAAAAGUUACAGAGAGCAGGAGAAAGAGAAAAAAAAAAGAAAAAAACUGAGUAUGAUAUGGUACCCCAGUCCAACUCCAUUCCACCCAAGACCACUCAGACCCACCCUCCCCAUACAGACACCAAACCCACCCACCCCGUUUCCCUACAAGAAAAAGAACAGACACCACAAAAUUUAGAGCCUCUCCCGGUGAAAAAGGUUACGAAUGAUGUCACUAAGUAAUGGAGAAAGGGGAAAAAGGAUUGGACUGAAGGAGAAAAAGGACAUAGGACCCAGAGGCAGCGAGUGGUGUUAUUCAGUGUGGGUUGGGACUAAUAUACGUUUUUAACCUGAUUGUUGGUACUGGAGCUCUUGCAAUGCCUAAGUCUUUCCACAGUGCUGGUUGGCUGCUGAGUAUCAUCUUCCUUGUUAUACUAGCAUUCAUUAGUUAUCUGACGGUUACCUUUGUCACAGAAGCCAUGGCAGUUGCUAAUUUUAAAUUAAAGAUGGGUCGUAACAAUAAGAGACAUAAAAAUGAUGCCAUCGUGUAUGAAAAUAAUGAAGAACAACCACUUUUGGAUCAGGAAGAUGAUAGUGAUGGCAAUGCUAACAAAUUGUAUGAUAUCACAGAGAGAGUUGAAAUGGGUCACAUGGCAUCAAUGUUCUUCAACAAAGUUGGUGUACUAUUUUUCUACAUCUGCAUAAUAGUUUACCUGUAUGGAGAUUUGGCAAUUUAUGGAGCAGCUGUUCCAAAAUCUUUAAGGAAUUUAGCUUGCACCACCAACUUAACAGACACUAAUAGAACUGUAAGUGAUGAUGACAUCUGCUGGCCAGGAUCUGAUAUCUCUCGGAAGAAUGCUUACCGUAUUUUUAUUGUUGUAUUUGCUUUAGUUUUGGGUCCAUUUACCUUUUUUAAUGUUCAAAAAACCGGAUAUCUUCAGGUUUUUACCUCAGUCUUUCGAUGGACAGCAUUUACUAUUAUGGUUGUACUGACUGCUAUUCGAUUAGGCCACGGUGAAGGGAAAGGCCAUCCACCAAUUUUUAACUUUUCCGGAAUUCCAAAUCUGUUUGGUGUAUGUGUGUACUCAUUCAUGUGUCAUCACUCCCUCCCAUCAUUAGUGACACCAAUCAAGAACAAAAACCAGAUUUUCAAUCUUCUAGCAGCAGACUACUUCUUAAUUUUACUUUUCUAUGCCUUGCUAUCAUUUACAGCCAUUUUUGCAUUUGAUAAUAUUAAUGAUGUCUACACACUAAAUUUCUUCCCAAAUUCAAACAGUGAUUCACAACAGUUAAUAACUGACAGUAAAUUUCUCCAAUAUUUCCUCCUUCUUUUUCCUGUGUUUACACUCAGUACAAAUUUCCCAAUUAUAGCUGUUACACUUCGGAACAAUUUGAAAACAUUGUUUUUUAAUCCCGAGAAACCAUACCAUUGGUUUAUAGAUAGAAUCUUCUUCCCAUUGCUUGCUAUCAUACCGCCUUUGAUUAUAGCUAUCAUCACAGAUGAAGUAGAAUUCCUCGUUGGAAUUACAGGUUCCUAUGCUGGCAGUGGAAUUCAGUAUAUCGUUCCAGCUUUGUUAGUAUAUUUUGCUCGUAAAGAAGAAUUUCUAACAAUUAACCCUUUACCUAAAAACAAAAUGUCUAUGUUCAAAAGUAAAUAUUGGGUGUGGUUUGUAAUGGUUUGGUCAGCUUUUUGUUUAAUUUUUGUUACUGCAAAUCAUGUCAUUUUAAAAUCUUGAUAUUAUGGAUAUUUAUCAAACAGGUGAAGAAAAAGUUCCUCUUCAAUAAGAGUCUAGCAACAGAAGACUUUUAGUAUAAAAGAACAAGCUAUAACUUAUAGAUCUGUUUCGCUGAUGUUUUAUCACACAUUAAAUAUUUGAAGGGAAAGAAAAUUACAAAUAUGUUAUGACCAAUUUUAUUUAAACUAUUUUAUCUAUGAAGAACAAACCUAUUUUUAAGAACAAUAACACAGGUGAAGUUAUCUAGGAAGUAUCAAUUGAUGAUGCAUGUGGACUUUAUAGUUACAGCUUCUAAAAGAUCUGAAUACUCAAUUACUUUAAAAAUUCUUAAAAGAGAUUACACCUUGUAUAUUGCUAGAUUUUAAGAUUCCUAACUUUUAGAGCAAGCAACAAAAGCAGACUAACAAUACUGACAUUUUAAUCAUUUAAAAAAUGUUUAUUUAAAAAAAAAAAAUCUUUGCUUUAGGUAUAAAAAUCAAUUUUGAAACGGGUAUGUGAUUGUUAUAAUCAACCUCAGUGUCUUACUAUGACUGAUUUUAUCAUUACUAGAAGUGGAGAAAGACAAAACCAAAGUCUAAUUUCAGCUUUGAAUCACCAAAGAUGAAAUUACUGUAUCUAAGUUGGUGCUCCAUAUUGGAGAUUUUGAUUAUUAUAAACUAGCUACUGUCAUAAAGAUAGUGAUUAGAAAGGAUUAGAAUGCUCCUAAAUAUUAAUUAUUUCUUGGGGAAUUGAGAUUUUUAAAAUAAAGAUUUUUGAAUUAUAUUUAUCACUUUAUACAUUUUUUUUCAAUCUCUGAAUUAUGAGACAUACUGAAUACAAUACCCACUCAAAAAUUGAUGCUUGUAAAUGUUUGGUUAAAUGGUUUCAAAGUAAGGCAACAUCAAAUUAAUUGGCCAAAAUAUUUUUUUAUACAUAUAUAUAAUUAAUGUUUAGUGAAUUCUGAACAGGUAUUUUACAAGUAUAAAUCUAACAUUUAAAUCUGCUUCAGAGAAGAGGGAAAUAAGUUUUUCACAGUAGCUAAAUGAUAUCAAAUAUUUUGAUUUCAUUUGAAUUACAAAAAACAGGAUUCCCUAAUCACAAAGUGGCAGUAGGUUUUACUCCUUAUAAAUUUAAAUUCACCGUUUCCAAUAAGUUAUUACUGUGAUUUACAAACAACUAUUUCUUAUAUCACCAUCCAUCCACAAAUGUGAAUCCUAGAAUUUGGGAUAUUUCUUUCAUUCGUUCUUGUCAUACUUUUCUAAUAACAUACAGUUUUACAAUGACAAAUUUUUUGAUUCAUAUAUUUUAAUAAAACUGAAAAAACUGGA
Messenger RNA from Octopus bimaculoides (California two-spot octopus), 4124 nucleotides. RefSeq names its product putative sodium-coupled neutral amino acid transporter 12. The record is from RefSeq and is a predicted model, not a curated record. Lineage: Eukaryota; Metazoa; Mollusca; Cephalopoda; Octopoda; Octopodidae.